Molecule: messenger RNA, 705 nt
Organism: Fusarium vanettenii 77-13-4
Lineage: Eukaryota; Fungi; Ascomycota; Sordariomycetes; Hypocreales; Nectriaceae
Exons: 4
Coding region: 1-705 (234 amino acids)
Source: RefSeq, a predicted model, not a curated record
AUGUUGGUAUCGCGAGCCGCUAUCAUCGCGACGUUCUGUCUAGCGAAUCUAGCGACUGCCGCAGACCCAUCUGCAUCCACUAGAGUCAUUGAGUCGACCUCGAUCACGACCAGGAGGCCCAGCGAACAGCCCUCCACACACCCUGACGACAAGAUAAUGGGGCCAUGCGGUGGCCAUAUCAAAGAAUGCGGAGUUCACGACAAGGCCAAGAUUGUAUACAUACCUAAAAGUACCGUAACAAUCACCAACGAGAUUGUUUCGACUUCAAUAACGACACUUCCACCGCAAAUCAAUUACAUCACCGAAGUAAAGGUGGAAAUAGUCAACAACGUAACUCAAGGUCACUGCCGUGAAACCGUCUGGCUUGACGGUGACGCUGUCACCGUCAAAGUCGAUGUUAAAAUCGUGGAUAUCGAGGAAAUCAUUCCCAUUUCCAACGUAACUGUCUAUACCACCACCACCGUCACUGCUAAUGCAACUGAACAAUGUUUCGUUGAAAACACCAAGACCCUCCAAUCUGGCCCCCCUUCGUCACGACAGCCGGCUGAGCGCUCAGCUACGACGAGCCUCAGCCCUUCUGCAAAUGCAGAUGCGGCAGUGGGCACUGACGAAUCCAGAGAGGGUUCUUAUCCUGCGAGCUUUGGGUCAGAGGGUGUUGAAAACCUACUUGUUAGACAAGAUGAGUUAGACUUGGAAAGUGAUUAA